UAAUGUGCUUAUUUCUAUAUUCUAAACGUUCCUCUAAACUGCUGUACCCCCGACGAGCGUUUUCUCUGCCAAUGUUGAAUAAUUGCUGCUAUCAGUAAAGGGUUUCCACUGACUCUCAUCACAAAACCCUUGGCUGACUCCCGUCUGCCUUCCACAUAUCAGCCAGUCCUUCAUUUAAAUCAAAUUUAUUGCUGUUUUUUAUGGGACCAACGCCGGACGGAUUGAGACAAUAUCCCCCGUUUUUAAAAUGCCAUCGCUGUGGACUCAAUGCCUAUUUGUUGACAGCACAAAUGUUGGGGAUAAAGAAGGUCGGUUUUAAACCCGGACCUCAUCAGCGUCAACACCUUCCAUCUCUAGUUAUUUUGUUUGCCCUUUGGAGAAUUUCUUUGUGUUAGAAGUGAGAUGUUUACCUGAAAAACACAGGAGUGCUUUCAGGGCUGGUAGAAAAAGCUUUAUCCUCCACUGAAUGAGCUUUCUGAAUGAAUAAAUUGUGUUGCACAGGCAAAAUCCCUCAAAGGAGUUUCCAGCAGUCUCACUGCUGCGGUGCUUCGGCAAGCGGAGGAGUUCCAAGGUCAUCAGGAAAGAUGUUUUUUGUGGCAGGGGCCAGAAAUGCCGCAGCAUCGGGAAGAGAAAAUGAGAGGAGGUCAAUUUACCAGAAGUUUCGUGAGGUGGAUAUUUUGGACAAGAAGAAAACGGUGACGGCUCUCAAACCCGGAGAAGACCGGGCCAUUCUCCUUGGACUCGGGAUGAUCCUGUGUUCAAUGAUGAUGUAUUUUGUGUUGGGCAUCACCGUUUUACGCUCGUGUGCAGACAGUGUGUGGACAGAGGAAGGGACGUGUGCUGUCAUCAACUCCACGGUCACCGGGGACGUGAACUGUUCUUACAGUUGCGGGUCAGACUGCUGGAGGGUGUCCAGGUUCCCCUGUCUGCAGGUGUAUGUGAGCGUCAACAACACGGGUCGAAUCGGCCGGCUGUCGCACAACGAAGAGACGCAGGAUGCGAGCUCUGAAUGUGUCUACAUCCCCCGGUGCCAGAAGGACAGCGCGGCCAUGCGCGCCGUCAUCGUCAACAUCUCCCAUCAUCUGAAGACCAACCAGCACGUCUCCUGCUACUACGACCCCAGCGAGCAGCAGGACACGGUCCUGCUGACCCGACUCUACGACCACAGCACUGUCUUCCACACCCUGUUGUGGCCCUCGUGCACGCUCACGGUGGGGGCCCUCAUCAUCGUCAUGGUGAAGCUCUCGCAGUACCUCUCCAGACUUUGCGAGGAGAUAGGGAAGAUCAAGAGACUUUCCUCCCUGGCAGAGACUCUGAAAACUUCCACUGAGCAGCAGCGAGGAUGUAGUUUGUUUAUAGAAGCGGACUGGAUGUUCCUGGCCGGAAGCUGACAGACAUGGAACUGGCUGUUCCUGACAAAACAGAGAUCUUUCUUUUGCAUGGUUUUAAAGCUUUAUAAAGCAUUGAGAGGAAAGUGUUUAAACCAAGCACUGCGUGAGACUUCAGAGAAAAAAAGAAAAAAAAGUCCUGGAGUGACCAGAGUUUUCUCCAGCUGCCCUGAGAGUAGGAUAACAAUGCGCUGCCGCUCCCCCCACCUGUUUCUUUGCUCUGCCACUCACGCGUUGGAAGCUAAAGGAGUCCCACCCAUCACUCAUUCAGACAAGAGACAGACUGAGACUGGAGCUCUUUAAAGUGAAGAUGUGUUGUUUUUCACUCAAGGUUAUCCUCAGAAUCUCAUUUCAGGAUAUGCCAACUUGAAUGCUCUGACAUAUAACAGAGUAAAAUGUUAAAAUAUCUUUGAGGAA
This is a messenger RNA of Poecilia reticulata (guppy), 1805 nucleotides long. Lineage: Eukaryota; Metazoa; Chordata; Actinopteri; Cyprinodontiformes; Poeciliidae. The record is from RefSeq and is a predicted model, not a curated record.